Messenger RNA from Vitis riparia (riverbank grape), 1564 nucleotides. RefSeq lists its product as uncharacterized. NCBI's taxonomy places the organism in Eukaryota, Viridiplantae, Streptophyta, Magnoliopsida, Vitales, Vitaceae. Bases 155 to 1564 code for a protein of 469 amino acids. Gene Ontology annotation, molecular function: protein dimerization activity. The record is from RefSeq and is a predicted model, not a curated record. The transcript is spliced from 4 exons.
UAUUUCUUGAAUUUUUAUUUACUUUUAAAAUUUGAAUUAUUUAUCUUGAGAACUUAUGUAAAUUUAUUAUCUACAAUUUCAUAUAGGGAGGUUGUUAGAAUUAAAGCGCCCACAUUUGUAUUGGACACCAUGUGCUGCACAUUGCCUUGACUUGAUGUUGGAAGAUAUUGGAAAGCUACCAAACAUCAAGAGGACAUUGGAGAGGGCUAUAUCACUAAAUGAGUAUAUUUAUAAUCGCUCAGGGCUACUCAACAUGAUGAGGCGGUUUACUGGACAAAGGGAAUUGCUUAGGCCUGCUAAGACUCGAUUUGCAACUGCUUUCAUCACAUUAUUGCGAUUGCAUGAACAAAAAAACAAUUUGAGGAAGAUGUUUACAAGCUCAGAUUGGUCAGAUAGUAAACGGGCAAAAGAGCAGAAGGGGAAAACUAUAGCCAACAUAGUUCUAAUGCCUUCAUUUUGGAACACUAUUGUGUUUUGCUUAAAGGUUUUGGGUCCCCUAGUUCGUGUGCUUCGUUUGGUUGAUGGUGAAAAAAAAACUCCUAUGGGAUACAUCUAUGAGGCCAUGAAUAGAGCUAAGGAUGCAAUUGUGAGAAGUUUUAAUGGAAAUGAAGAGAAAUACAAAGAAAUCUUCAACAUCAUUGAUAAGAGGUGGGAGAUUCAGCUUCAUCGGCCUUUGCAUGCAGCAAGGUACUUUUUGAACCCGGAAUUCUUAUAUGAUAAGCCAGAAAUAGAGCAUGAUGCCGAGAUUAUGAGUGAUUUGUAUAAAUGCAUCUUAAGGCUAACAAGAGACCCUGCUAAGCAAGAAAAAGUUGUGGCCGAAGUGAGUUUGUUCACAAAUGUCCAAGGACUAUUCGGGAAUGAGUUAACUGUUAGGACAAGAAAGACUAGAGCACCAGCUGAAUGGUGGGCUGCAUAUGAAGCUUCAGCUCCAAAUUUGCAAAAGUUUGCAAUGAAAGUCCUCAACUUAACAUGCAGUGCAUUAGGUUGUGAACGAAAUUGGAGCAUCUUUGAAAAUAUUCAUAGCAAGAGGAGAAAUAGGUUAGAUCAUCAACGCUUGAAUGAUUUGGUGUACAUCAAGUAUAAUCGAGCCUUGAAGAGAAGAUACAAUGAACGUAACACCAUUGACCCAAUUUCCUUGAAAGAUAUAGAUGAUAGCAAUGAAUGGUUGAUAGGGAGAAUGGAAGAUGAGGAUUCUCAUGGAGGUGUACAAGAUGAUUUUGUAUUUGAUGAUGACAAUUUGACAUGGGGUGAUGUUGCUAGAGCUGCUGGAGCUGAGGAGGCCAGGUUUGAUACUAGAGCUAGAGCUAGAGCAAGCUCAAGCAUAAUACCACCAACAAGGGGGAUAGCUUCAAGUUCUAGAACUUUGCCUUCUUAUUCACUAAUAGAUGAAGAUGAAGAUGGAGACAUGGUUGAUUCAGCAGAUGAAGAAGAUGGGGAAGGCUACAAAUGUGGUGAUGAUACAGUUGUAGCAAUGGCGUCGGUUCUGAUCCGGGAUACUGCUCUACCCAAAAAGGGCUCUCAGCUCUAUCUAAAGUCGUUGGUGUCACCAUUAAAAUUGACUUAA